AUGCCGUUGCCGUGGCUUCUGCAUCCUCCAGCCGUGCUUCCACUCCGUGUCUGGCUGCAGGAAGCCGAGAGUCCGAGCCGACACGCCAGCCACUCGCUCCUCAGCUGCUCUACUAACAGGUUCCUCUGCAUUUGGCUCUGGACCUGUUUACUUCCAGCCAGAGCCGAGGUCCAUCACGCACCUGUGGAACAGGGGAGGGGGGCAUGGAAAACAGCCGCAAACGUGCACACUGCAUCAGCUGCAAGGAUAACAGAAAGUAAACACCUCGGGCCGAGGCGGCUAAUCAGACGAAGAAUAGUACACCAGGUCGCCCUCAACCACCACCAUGUUGAUGCCUUGACCGUGGCGCCGAUGAUUGAUCUAAAUUAUGUGCCUUUUCCUGUUCACCAAAUAGGGUGUAGGACAUGCGAUGCCAGUCCUGAGAUAAGCCACACCAAGAAGGGAUCAGAAAGAUGGAAGAGAGGGCUUCCUCCUCCUCCUACCCUAUUCACUUCCCUGAUUAUAUCAUUUGGUGCUGCCUGGACAGGACAUAGGUUCAGCAUCUGGUUUCCAUGCUUGUCUCGAUUAGAAGCCAUGCAGUCACUCCACUUUUCAUACAAGAAAUACAGGAGUAGAUUACCCAUACCAGUUCUUGCCAUUGCUCUUGUGCUGCUGAUCUCUCUGGCCACCCCCACCAGUUCCUGCACAGAGCAGGAGAAGACAUCUCUCCUCCAGUUCCUUGCUGGGCUCUCGAAGGAUUCUGGUCUCGCCAAGUCAUGGAAGGAAGAAGGAACUGAUUGCUGCAAAUGGCAAGGGAUCACCUGCAACGGUAACAAGGCGGUCACUGAGAUCUCUUUGCCAUGUAGAGACCUUGAAGGGUCCAUCGGACUGUCUCUUGGAAACCUCACCAGUCUACAGCACCUUAACUUGUCCUACAACACUCUGUCCGGUGUCCUGCCACUAGAAUUGGUGUCUUCCAGCAGCAUCAUCGUCCUUGACGUCAGCUUCAACCACCUCAGUGGAGAUCUGCAUGAGCUGCCUUCUUCAACCCCUGGCCAGCCUCUAAAGGUACUUAACAUCUCAAGCAACUUGUUUACAGGGCAGUUUACAUCCACGACAUGGAAGGGAAUGGAGAAUCUAGCCGUGCUCAAUGCCAGCAACAAUAGCUUUACUGGUUUGAUACCAAGCCAUUUCUGUAACAUAUCUCCAUCCUUUGCUGUGCUUGAACUCUGCUACAACCAAUUCAGUGGUAGAGUUCCUCCGGGGCUUGGUAAUUGCUCCAUGCUGAGAGUGUUCAAGGCUGGCCAAAACAACCUCAGUGGGGCACUCCCAGAUGACAUUUUUAAUGCUACCUCGUUGGAGUACUUGUCUUUACCUAGCAAUGAGUUACAAGCUGCACUAGAUGGUUCACACAUAACGAACCUCAAAAAUCUGACAACUCUUAAUCUUGGAGGGAACAACUUCAGCAGCAGUAUUCCAGAUUCCAUAGGUCAGCUCAAGAGACUGCAGGAGCUCCAUCUUGACCACAACAGCAUGACAGGAGAGCUCCCAUCAACUCUGAGCAGCUGCACAGAUCUCAUAACAAUUGACCUCAAGAGCAACAGCUUCAGUGGAGACCUUGUCAAGGUCAAUUUCUCCACCCUUAAAAAUCUAAGAACUUUAGAUCUCUUGUACAACACUUUCACUGGCACCAUUCCAGAGAGCAUCUACUCUUGCACUAAUCUGACUGCACUGAGGCUAUCAGGUAACAAGUUACAUGGUCAGCUUUCACAAAAAAUAGUUAAUCUGAAGUCGCUCACCUUCCUAUCAAUAGGCGGAAACAAUUUUACAAAUGUCACAAAUACACUUCAAAUCCUCAAGAGAUUCAGGAACCUAACGACUUUGCUUAUGGGAUCCAGUUUCAUGGGUGAGUCCAUUCCGGAGGACGAAACAAUACAUGGUUUUCACAAUCUUCAGUUUCUGAGUAUGGCUAAUUCCUCAUUAUGUGGAACAAUACCACUUUGGUUAUCCAAGCUAACUACUUUACAGAUCCUAGAUUUAUCUGGUAAUCAACUCACUGGACCAAUACCUGCAUGGAUCAACAGACUAAAGUUCCUCUUCUAUCUAGAUAUAUCGAACAACAGCUUUAUAGGGGAAAUUCCAAAAUCUUUAAUGCAGAUGCAGAUGCUAACAUCAAAGAAUACUGCAGCGCAUUUUGAUCCAGGAAUCCUUGAGCUGCCUGUUUAUCAAGGACAAUCGCUUCAAUACCAUGGGAUUAGAGCUUUUCCAACAGUGUUGAAUCUUGCAAGUAACAACCUUACAGGGGCAAUUCCUCAAGAGAUUGGUCAACUGAAAAUGCUCUUGUCACUCAAUAUAAGCCACAACAACUUAUUCAAACAGAUCCCACAAUCAAUCUGCAACCUCACAGACCUCGAGGUACUGGACUUAUCCAAUAAUCAUCUCACUGGAGCUAUCCCGGUUGCACUGAACAAUCUGCACUUCCUUUCCCAAUUUAGUGUGGCUAACAAUGACCUUGAAGGGCCUAUUCCAACUGGAGGACAGUUUAGCACAUUUUCUAUUUCUAGUUUCGAAGGGAACCCAAAGUUGUGUGGUUCUAUCCUCUUUCGUAGCUGUGGAUCUACUGGAGCACUUCCAGUCUCCACGAAACAACACAACAAGAAGAUCACUUUUGCAAUUGCAUUUGGUGUGUUCUUUGGAGCAGUUAUAAUUCUUCUAUUGCUUGUGUGUUUCCUCAUCUCAACCAAGGGUACAGCAUCCAUAAGAAAGGAUACAAGUACAGCCACUGAGGAUGUAGGAGCUUCACGCUCUAAUACAGAGCAACCAUUUGUGAUAGUUCCACAAAGAAAGGGAGAAGGAAGUAAUUUCACAUUCAUCGACAUCGUGAAGGCAACAAAUAAGUUUGACAAGGAGAACAUCAUUGGAUGUGGUGGCUAUGGACUAGUAUACAAGGCUGAGCUACCUGAUGGGUCCAAGCUCGCCAUCAAGAAGCUUAACGGUGAGAUGUGCCUCAUGGAAAGGGAAUUUACUGCAGAAGUUGAUGCGUUGUCCAUGGCACAGCAUGAAAAUCUAGUGCCACUGUGGGGCUACUGCAUCCAGGGGAACUCGAGGUUCCUAAUAUAUUCCUUGAUGGAAAAUGGCAGUCUGGACGAUUGGCUUCACAACAGUGAUGAUGAUACCAGCACAUCUCUUGACUGGCUGACGAGGCUCAGGAUUGCCCAAGGAGCGAGCCGUGACCUUUCUUAUAUCCAUAAUGUCUGCAAGCCUCACAUUGUCCACCGUGACAUCAAAUCCAGCAACAUCCUACUUGACAAAGAAUUCAAAGCUUAUGUAGCAGAUUUUGGGCUGUCAAGACUGAUCCUGCCCAACAAAACUCAUGUCACAACCGAGUUGGUUGGCACUCUUGGUUACAUUCCACCUGAGUAUGGCCAAGGGUGGGUGGCUACUCUGAGAGGUGAUAUAUACAGUUUCGGAGUUGUCCUACUUGAGCUGCUCACAGGAUUGCGACCUGUUCCAGUUCUGUCAACAUCAAAAGAACUUGUCCCGUGGGUGCUGGAGAUGAGGUCUCAGGGAAAACAGAUUGAGGUCCUGGAUCCAACACUCCGUGGCACAGGGCAUGAAGAGCAAAUGCUGAUGAUGCUUGAAGGUGCUUCUGUGGCUAUGAUAAACAAAGUUCUGAAACCACUGGAAUGGAGUGGGGAUACAGAGCGAGUAAAUUCAAAAAUUGUCUGGCUAAAGUAUGAAAUGGAGUGGCAGCAUGAUAAUACGUAG
This is a messenger RNA of Miscanthus lutarioriparius, 3747 nucleotides long. NCBI's taxonomy places the organism in Eukaryota, Viridiplantae, Streptophyta, Magnoliopsida, Poales, Poaceae. The record is from the annotation of a GenBank genome assembly.